Bombus terrestris (buff-tailed bumblebee) is the source of this 561-nucleotide messenger RNA. RefSeq names its product NTF2-related export protein (gene Nxt1). NCBI's taxonomy places the organism in Eukaryota, Metazoa, Arthropoda, Insecta, Hymenoptera, Apidae. The record is from RefSeq and is a predicted model, not a curated record. The coding region runs from base 124 to 540 and encodes 138 amino acids. Gene Ontology annotation, cellular component: nuclear pore central transport channel. The transcript has 4 exons. Gene Ontology annotation, biological process: protein import into nucleus.
AAACGCAAAAAAAAAAAAUAUUCUGUAGUUGGUUUACAGCAAUUUAAAAUAAAUAGACCAUUAAAUCGUAAAUCAAAUUGCCAUGUUUAUGUUAUGAAAGUUAUAUUGACAUAAAUAUAAAGGAUGGAACAGGAUUUAAAGGCGAAAAUCGAUCAGGCUUGUCGAACAGCCGAAGAAUUUACAAAACUUUAUUAUGAAAGUUUAGAUAAACGCAGAUAUCUUAUAUCAAGGUUAUAUUUGGAUACUGCGACUUUAAUAUGGAAUGGGAAUGGUAUUGAAGGCAAAGAUAACAUACAGAAAUUUUGGACAGAUUUGCCAUCUUCAGAUCAUUCUGUUUUUACUUUAGAUGCUCAACCAAUAACGGGUCCUGAGGUGGCAGAUCAAUUAACAUUUCUUGUAAAAGUUGGAGGGCAAGUAAAGUAUGAUGAUAAAACAUCGAAACCAUUUAACCAAAGCUUCUUAAUUGCAGCUAUGGGAGAUAAGUGGAAAAUUGUAAGCGAUUGUUUCCGAGUACAAGAAGCAAUAGAAAAUGUAAAUUGAAAUAUAAAAUAAGUUAAUUUA